ACCAUUUCAGGGGAAGGAUCGAGCCAAUAUAUAGUAUACUUUUUUUCUCUUGAAGGGAAAACUCAGAAAAAAAUUCUCGAAGAUUCCAAUUCGGCUUUCAGCAGCAAUCCCUUUUUCGCAAGUGGCUUUGCCCACACUUAUCAAAAUGAAUGCAUUUGUCUUCAUGACAUUGACAUCAUUAUUAGUUGUCACCUUAUUCAUCAACGACUCUGUCGACUCACUCAACACAACUGCUGCUGAGUCUGAUGGUGUCAUUGCUGGACAGCAUCAGAGACCACUAGUUAAAGCUGCCUUUGGAAGGAUUCUUACUGCGGAUGACAAAGACUCCUCGUUUAUGGUUGGAAUGACGGCAAUGUUUCAGGAUGGUACCGACGGAGUAGCCGACCCUGGUUGCCUCAUAUCAGAAAGGUGAGAUAUGGGAUUUUUUUUACCAGCAUGCA
This is a messenger RNA of Notodromas monacha, 440 nucleotides long. The record is from the annotation of a GenBank genome assembly. Lineage: Eukaryota; Metazoa; Arthropoda; Ostracoda; Podocopida; Cyprididae.